UCUUUAUGGAUAACUGUUAUUAAACAAUAGUGGACGAGAUGUUUGGAAUUAAUUCAGCAGUUCAUUUGUUUUAAUGACCCAAAGCCAAUUAAUUGUUGUCAUGACAUACAUUAAAUAAGCAUAGGCCCAGAACAACAUUAAAUUAAUAUUGCCUACAGUCUACAAUUCAUUUUUACAUGUAUUUUUUUACUGACAAGGUCACUUUAACCACUGUUAUUUAUUUUCUAUCCUUGGCUAUCAAUAGUAAAAUGUAAAGUACACGGAUAUUGCAAUGUCGUUUUGCGCUGUUUUCUCAAGCAUGCCAAAUAAAAUGGAGAUGCGUUGAAACUGUGGACCAGAGAUGAUGCUCUGUUCAGAGAUCCAGCAGUAACGUACAUUAUCAGUCAGUUCCAGUAGUGUUGGUACAGGCUAUCAAAUUCCAAAGCAAGGUUCGACAUGUCAUUCUUUUCCCACCACAAUAGGCUAUAGAUAUGUUAACCAAAUAGCCCAAGUCACAUCAGCCGCUCCAUGCGUCGUCAAGGAAAGGGUAUUGAUAUGCCUUAUCAAAUCAACGAAGUCAAACGACAAAAAAGACUCUAUUGGUCUUUGAGGGUUUUUUGUAUUGGGAAAUAAAUGGUGUUUUCCAAAGUGUCCUUUCAUUGGUCGGCUCAUAGUCAGAAGGUGUGUGAAGUCCUUGCUGAUACGUCGAGCUGGAGACCAAAGCCAAUGAGAGCAGUACAAUUGUCUUGGGGGCGGACCGAAAAGCGUGAAUUCCCGUUCUCUGUCAGAUAUGCACUAUUGCAUAGUUUCUAGAGAUUAUGGUUCCUGACUGGUCGGUACGAUAGUGCCCAUUAAGUUUAUUUCAGGUUCGUGACAGCAGGUAUAUCAGCAACCUCUGCGUGACCUGACUGCAGCUAUGAUACUGAAACUCUUAGAUGUGAAGAAACCUGCCUUCCCCUGGUUCGGGAUGGACAUUGGCGGCACACUGGUGAAGCUGGUCUACUUCGAGCCCAAGGACAUCACGGCCGAGGAGGAGCAGGAGGAGGUGGAGAGCCUGAAGAGCAUCCGCCACUACCUGACCUCCAACGUGGCCUACGGCAGCACGGGCAUCCGCGACGUGCACCUGGAGCUGUGCAACCUGACCAUCUGCGGGCGCACGGGCAACCUGCACUUCAUCCGCUUUCCCACCCAGGACAUGCUGGGCUUCAUCCACAUGGGCCGCGACAAGAACUUCUCCAGCCUCCACACCACCCUCUGCGCCACCGGUGGAGGUGCCUACAAGUUCGAGGAGGACUUCAGGAUGAUCGCCAACCUUGAGCUCCAGAAGCUAGACGAGUUGGACUGCCUGAUCCACGGCCUGCUCUACUUGGACUCGGUGAGCUUCAACGGCCACCCCGAGUGCUACUUCUUCGAGAACGCCUCGGACCCAGAGAACUGCGAGAAACGGCCGUGUUGCCUGGAAGACCCUUUCCCCAUGCUGCUGGUCAACAUCGGCUCGGGGGUCAGUAUCCUGUCCGUCUACUCCAAGGACGACUACAAGCGGGUCACAGGGACCAGCCUGGGAGGGGGGACAUUCCUUGGCCUGUGCUGCCUUUUAACUGGCUGCGAGACGUUCGAAGAGGCUCUGGAAAUGGCUGCCAAAGGGGACAGCUCCAACGUGGACAAGCUGGUGAAGGACAUCUAUGGGGGAGACUACGAGCGUUUCGGUCUCCAGGGCUCUGCUGUCGCAUCCAGCUUUGGCCACAUGAUGAGCAAAGAGAAGCGCGAUAGCAUCAGUAAAGAGGACCUGGCAAGGGCCACCCUCGUCACCAUCACCAACAACAUCGGCUCGCUGGCGCGGAUGUGCGCUGUCAAUGAGAAUAUUACAAGAGUUGUUUUUGUGGGCAACUUCUUGCGAAUCAAUACUGUGUCAACCAAGCUCCUAGCUUAUGCUAUGGACUUCUGGUCAAAAGGACAGCUUAAAGCCCUCUUCUUGGAACAUGAGGGCUAUUUCGGUGCUGUCGGUGCCUUCCUUGAGCUACUAAAGAUGACUGAUGACCUGUAAAAACAUGAAGGAGAACCAAUGGAAACCUGUCGUGAGGUUCCAAGCCCUAACAUGACAAGCUGCUUAAAAGGUGUCAGGAAAAGCCACUUCUGGGGAGAAGCCAUUUUGAAAAUGAUGUAACUCAUUCUCACAACAUCAUUGCCUCUUAACCUCCUCAUCAUCGGUCGGAUUUACUACUAAUUAAUGUAAAUGUGGCUCGGAGGAGAAAAAUAUUUUAUUUAUUUUUUAUUUUGCUGCUGAUAAGCACGCCUUCCUGGUACUGUCUGUAGAGAAAUAGCAAUCCAUGUGUUUCUUACCAGUGUCCUUGAAAGCCAGAACCUACUGAUUGACUUAUGUCUGUUUUUUUGUUUGUUUGUUUGUUUUUGCUUUUUUUGCUAACUCUCCGACCACUUCAUAGGAAAUGGACCUAAAAGUUUAUGUACAGUAUUAGGUUUUCAUUCCGCUCUUGCAGUUCAAUAUGCUGCUUCUAUGCAGUCUUCUGUCAAAAUCGACUCAUCUUAAAUGUCAGAGCUAAAACCAGUGCUACCAGACAUCUCAUCCUAGUCACCCAUGCAAGGGGACUCUUUUGCCUGUAAAUACUUUUGUGUUUCUAUUUAAAAAAGAUCUUCUCCUCCGCGCUUUACCCAGAAUGUCUUCUCCAUGCACGUCCAAUGAUUGACAUGGUCCAACCGGUGACCGUUGACAAGGAACCAAGUUAAUUCUUCGAGGUGUGUCCUCAAAGCAUCUCUCGCAUGCAGCUCUCCUGCAUACAGUGACUGAGUGAGCCCUAAUUUCAUUGAUGAGCUACCGGCAACGAGCAAAGUCCGCCGCUCGUGAACUAAAGCUAAUUUAAUAACUCGGCAAAAUAUUUUCCACGUGCCACAUGGUAGCUUUCGUUCGUGCACAACGGACUUUGCUUGUUGCUUUACUCGUUUCUCGUCAGUGAAAUUAGGGCCCAGUAUCUAUUAACUCGCUUGCCGAUUUGACUUUGUAUCUGGCUAACACGUGGGGAACAAAGUAGACAGAUCGAAGCCAGACUUAAAUGUUCUUCAGUGGCGUGAGUGGGGUUCCACUGUUCCAUGGACAUGUUGUUCCUGGAACAUCGUAUGGUCUGAGUUAAACUCUACUGUAAGCCAAAGGCAGUCAUCCCUUGGGGUCUUUCAGCUAGGUUUAGGGUUAGCUAAGGUUUAGGGUUAGCUAUCAGCUUCAGUGUUGAAUUGUCACUGUAAUGCCAAGAAUACAGAUGCAGACGCCUUCGGUGAAAGCUGAUAUGCGGCCUGUCGCAACGGCCUGUAUAGAGCUACGCUGCACAGCAGCUUGUAAAGAGCUACGCUGCACAGUGGCCUGUAAAGAGCUACGCUGCACAGCGGCCUGUAAAGAGCUACGCUGCACAGCGGCCUGUAAAGAGCUACGCUGCAUUUUCACCUGCCAUUUUCCUUCUUCGUGAGGCCUUCUCCACCCUUCUACUCCACCUGGUCUCAUAAACCAAAUGUAUUCUAUGCAGCGUGAAAGGCAUUGCAAUAGGACAUAAAAGUAUUUUAAUGAAUUUCACUUACUAGAGCAAUGCCUUUGGAGGUCUAAUGUGGACCUGCGCACAAAUACUUUAUUAGAAAAACUGGCAGUUCAAAUGUUACAUAAAGUACUUUAUACCCCAGAGAUGAGAAAUACUCUUAUUUGAUUGGUUGGCAGGUGUCCUUUAAAUCUCUAUAAUGGAACACUUGACAUAAAGUAGAUCCGGUGAAGAAGUUUAAUCACCGUUCUAUAUCAAUAAAACUUUGAAUGGUAACUAUAACAACCACAGUAAAUAACUCUGCCUCGCGUCAUGGAGUUCUUUGCCUCCGCCUUGCCCAUAAAUUUCGUAUAACGGGACACCACAGCAGCCGUUAUCCCUUACAUAAUCAACCAGCGUUGAAUCAACUGGAAAAUCUCUUGAGAACAAGAGGAAAGCCGCAAGUCACUGGAGCGAAACAUAAAACAUGCUUUGUAAAUCUGGAUUCGCAACUAAUUCUAAUUUCUAUGAUUUCAUAAUCUGCCUAAAUGCUUAAGAUCAAGAAACCAAAACUGCAUUAUUAUUCUCCCUACCUCAGUAUCCUAUGACCCAGAAUUGUACCCAGAAGGGUAAAUGAUUUCCUUUCACACUGUGGCUGCGGUGAUUCCAAAUUCUUAAUGUCUUGUUCUAUACCAGUCUAUAACCACAGUUCGGGUUUGCUUAACCGGCUUUACAUCUAAAACCUGUUUAAUAUACAUGUAUGUGGCAAAGAUGUAUAGCAUGGAGUAGAACUUACAGGACCUCUUAGCAAGGGACAAGCUCAUGUGAAUAUCCUGGUAGCAAUUCUAAGCCACUGAAUUUAAAUGUUCCCUAUUUGAUGUAAAUUGCAAAGCAUGGAAACAUUUCAUGCACACUGUAAAUAACUGUAAUAACGCUUAAACAUUGCUUAUAAUAUCCAUCAUCGGAGUCAUAGCCAUCACUCCGACAGGAUUGUUGAAAGCAAUAUUUGAAAACAAUCACCUUGUUGGUGUAUUCCAAAUAGAUGAAAAACUAAUAUAUGAAGAGGAUAUAACUGAUGAAACUUUAGAUGUCACCCAAGUGUCGUACACUCCUUAUGGGAAAUCCCAGUGAACAUUUGAGACUUGCAUAUCAUGUCCUUUGACACUCUUUGGUGUCAAAACAAUAGUGCCAGUGUAACUCUGAAUCUGCGUGCGGGAGUGAGACUAGCCUAUAGUUGUGGAUCAGUCGAUGAAGGUGUUUUUCUUUAACUUGUAAAUAGGACCGGGUUCUUUUUUUCUUCCCUAUCUCUCUCUACCUCUCAAUCAAACUGUAUUGUCUAUCAAUUUUCUUUCUUUACUAUCUAUCCCUGUUUGUCAGUUUCUCUUUCUCUAUCUCUCUAUGACCAGCCCUCUUAAUUGCCUUAUGCAGCAGAAUGCCGUGUUGAAGUUGGUUAAAUUGCGUAACAUGUCACAAUAACAACAGUCUGUGAGACAUUUUUAGAGCUUUAGUUUCAUCAUUUGGUGUGAUGCUCCUCAUGUUUCUGUCUUAUUCAUGGUUUUCUAAUCGUAAAGUAACAGUAAUCCAAAAAACUCUAAUGCAGACAGAUUCACUAAUGAUGAAGAGCAUAGAUGUGCUGCUAAUGAUUCCAUUAUUGAUGGCUCAAAAAUGUCUUCUAAGGGAGUUUUUAAAAUGUGCAGAUGUAGUUACCAAUUAUGAUUCAUUUGUAUUUUUUUUAUUAAGGAAAAUGGCGUUUAAAAUCUUGUUGGCUGUUGUUAUUACAAAGUGUUCAAAAUGAUUGCAAAUAUGCAACCGCAUCCAGUCAGACACUAACUCUAUGAGACACUCUUCCGUUUUUUAAACGGGGUGCCUUCGUUGAUUCAGUGUGAAUGAACUGUAUUUUUCUUCAUUUUGUCAAUUGCUCUUUCUUAAAACCCUUUUUUUCUGCUCUACCCGCUGUACCGAUGUCACUUCCUCAUGUUCAUUUGCCUUCCUGUUGCAUGUCCUCUUUGUGUUUAGGCAUAGACACGACUGACUGUGAUAGGCUGAGUAAAAGCAGUAUUCCGCAUCACAAUGAAACCGUAUCCGUGGGAGCAGUGUAAACCCCUCAGCAUCAAACCAGGGCUGCACUUAAUUCAGUCUGUGACUUGACCCCUCUGGAGUGAGGCACAGAAAUGUUGAGGAAUGUGGGCGUGUAUGCUCUGCCACAGUAUAACCACAGUGUUCACUCGUUCUUGACUAGGCUAGGUAAGACAUGUUUGUGAUGCUGGAAUCAGACAAAAUUACACUGUAAGGUUGGGGCAAACCCUAGCCUUGGGAGAGCGGUGGCUUUGCAGUUUUCUGACUGAUGGGGUUCGUUCCAGUUAUUUAUCUCACCUUUUUUUCUCAUGUGAAUAUCUGACGAAUAACACGAAUCAGAAAUCCCUGCGUUUCUCCUGUUAUUGGAGAAUCUGAGUUUUGGUGUGUAACUUUCCAUAACCGGAAAACCAGUCACCUUUCAAACAAAACAAACAAAAAUACUGUGCCUGAAUAGAACAGUUGAAAGCGGUUUUCGGUUAUAGAGCCCUUUAGUGGUGGAACAUACUGGAUUUUCAGGUUCUCUUAAUUAUCCUGAUGUAAUCCUCAAUGUUAUGAUUUUUCUUUUUUUUUAGACCAUGUCCAUUGCUAUGCUCUCCUUGUCUGUCUAAACAUGUUGUAUAUUUUCAUUAAAUGCAUCAUGACUCA
Messenger RNA from Clupea harengus (Atlantic herring), 6212 nucleotides. RefSeq names its product pantothenate kinase 1. Gene Ontology annotation, cellular component: cytosol; nucleus. The record is from RefSeq and is a predicted model, not a curated record. Gene Ontology annotation, molecular function: ATP binding; pantothenate kinase activity. Gene Ontology annotation, biological process: coenzyme A biosynthetic process. Lineage: Eukaryota; Metazoa; Chordata; Actinopteri; Clupeiformes; Clupeidae.